Messenger RNA from Drosophila biarmipes, 1733 nucleotides. RefSeq lists its product as uncharacterized. Gene Ontology annotation, molecular function: DNA binding. The record is from RefSeq and is a predicted model, not a curated record. NCBI's taxonomy places the organism in Eukaryota, Metazoa, Arthropoda, Insecta, Diptera, Drosophilidae. The coding region runs from base 448 to 1551 and encodes 367 amino acids. The transcript has 3 exons.
GCGCUUAGUGCCACAUCACGGAAUCUUAUCGCUCUCGUUCGCUUCGACCAAAGCCAAAAACCCAGCCAAACCGAAACCGACUAGCCCGAGACCUGAAAACCCGGACCCCACGACCAAAUACGAAGCUGCCUCGGCUGUAGAACAAACAAGUCAUCUGCUGGCGUGCUGUUGCUGCAGCAACAAUAACAAGAGCAACAGCAACAGAAACCGAGACAUAUAGCACAGCGACGGACCAGGUGAGCCAGCUUCAAAGGAGUCACUCUCUCACACACACACACUUACUCGUCCUCUGACGCAUGAUCUUUGCGCCGAGAGAGCGGAGCAACAACAACAGCGCAAGAAGCUGCUGCGCACUUAGCGGCGAAGAGGAGGAGAGACAAAGGAGGACAGGAGGAGAGAGAGAAGGAGCGGAUAACUAGUUGGAAUUUAGUUAAAACUACUACCGAAAUGGCAGCUAUUGCGGCAUUGCCAACAGCCCCGUUGCGGCGCAACAACACCAGCAAAGGGAUCAAAUCCCGGCGAAAUGAGCGUAAUAUCCUCACUUUCUACGAAAAGAUCGCCGUGAUCCGGUACUAUGAGGAGACCAAUAUUUCGAGAAACAGUCUGGCCAAGAUGUUCCACUGCUGCGCCACCCAAAUUCGCCGAAUCCUGGACAAGAAAAAGGAGCUGCUCCAACAAUUGGCCACCUUGAGCGAAGCCGAUGCCUCUAUCAUAAUCGAGGAGAUGACGCGCAAGCGCCGUAAGUUCGAGAUGAGUGCCAUCAGUUUCCUCCUACACGAAUGGGUGGAAAGAUGCACCCAACUCCACCUGAACAUAAGCAUUCGGAACCAAAAGCUCAAGGAAACAGCUAUCAGAAUGGCAGCAGUUUUGAACUUGCCAUCCUUUAGACCCUCCUAUCGGUGGCUGAACCGAUUCCGCGGAAAGUACAAGUACGAGGCCGAUGAGUUGGGCUACCAGGGAGAGAAUCCCGUGAGCCAGGAUCUGCCUGUCGAGGACAUUAUUGUGGAGUUCAAACAUGCUCUGCCCAACUUUAUGCAACGCGAGUUGGCUGAGCCCUCUGGGGCUGUGUCUACAGUACCUCUUGCCCCAGAUUUCGUAAAUCUCUCUAGUGAGAACAGCCUGAUGUCAGAUCACCUCGAGGAGGAUGAUGGAGUGGAGAUGGUUACCUGUGAGCCCACCAUGAUGGCGUCGCCAGCCAGCCCGCCUGAAGAGGAGGAGCAGGAGGAAGUAAUCCCUCCCCCGGAAGGCCUGGAAAACGCCGAUGAUCAAAUGAACGCCGGCACCAGCACUCUUCUAAAUGGCGUUUUCCCGCACCUGGCCAUCAUCCACCAGUUCGCUCUGAUGAACUCGGAUGUCCAGGCGUUGGAGCUCAUCUCCCAGCUGGGCGUGCAUAUGCAGCAGCAGGCUGUUUCUGGAGCAUAUCGCGGCCUGUCGCUGGCGACGACCGGUGGAGCUGGCGAUGGACAAACGGAUUUGGGAACCAACUCCCUGCCGGAACUGCCCCCGGGCAGCAUAUACGCAGAUAUCGAUGACAUUGAGUUGAUCGAGUAGGAACGCCAAAAGGAAACCAAUGCCAUUAUAUAGUCAUCUAGUAUUUAUGAUCUACACACUUAAAGGUGUUUGAUUUAUUUCAUUACGAAGUAUUAGUGAAGUAAUAUCGCUUUAAAAUAGAGCAUACUUUUAAUUAGUUUUAAAUCAAAUGGGAUUUGAUUUAUCAAGAAAUCAAUAAACAA